AUGGAGCUGAUCGUGGGCACGCACCCCGUCUUCAGAGAACUCCACACUGAGGUCACGUCCUCAGGACCCCCACACCGAGGACACGCUCUCAGGACCCCCAUCACCGAGGACACGGCCACAGGACCCCCAUCACUGAGGACACACGCUCAGGACCCCCACACCGAGGACACGCCCUCAGGACCCCCAUCACCGAGGACACGCCCUCAGGACCCCCAUCACCGAGGUCACGCCCUCAGGACCCCCCACACAGAGGAUAUGCUCUCAGGACCCCCAUCACCGAGGACAGACCCUGAGGACCCCCACACCGAGGACACGCCCUCAGGACCCCCAUCACCGAGGACAGAGCCUGAGGACCCCCACACCGAGGACACGCCCUCAGGACCCCCAUCACCGAGGACACGCCCUCAGGACCCCCAUCACCGAGGUCACACCCUCAGGACCCCCCACACAGAGGAUAUGCUCUCAGGACCCCCAUCACCGAGGACAGACCCUGAGGACCCCCACACCGAGGACACGCCCUCAGGACCCCCAUCACCGAGGUCAUGCCCUCAGGACCCCCCACACAGAGGAUAUGCCCUCAGGACCCCCAUCACCGAGGACACGCCCUCAGGACCCCCACACCGAGGACACACCCUCAGGACCCCCAUCACCGAGGACACGCCCGCAGGACCCCCACACCGAGGACACACCCUCAGGACCCCCAUCACCGAGGACACGCCCUCAGGACCCCCACACUGA
This is a messenger RNA of Mobula hypostoma (lesser devil ray), 738 nucleotides long. Its product is annotated as basic salivary proline-rich protein 2-like. The transcript has 2 exons. Bases 1 to 738 code for a protein of 245 amino acids. The record is from RefSeq and is a predicted model, not a curated record. NCBI's taxonomy places the organism in Eukaryota, Metazoa, Chordata, Chondrichthyes, Myliobatiformes, Myliobatidae.